This is a messenger RNA of Fibroporia radiculosa, 2442 nucleotides long. RefSeq lists its product as uncharacterized. Gene Ontology annotation, molecular function: protein binding. The transcript has 7 exons. The record is from RefSeq and is a predicted model, not a curated record. Lineage: Eukaryota; Fungi; Basidiomycota; Agaricomycetes; Polyporales; Fibroporiaceae. Bases 1 to 2442 code for a protein of 813 amino acids.
AUGUUCAGCGCGUCCAACGCUCGAAUGCAACGCACGUCGUCCACGCCACUCCGCCGCCUCUCUUCCUCCUCUUCAGAUCCAACCCUCUCAACUCUCGCGGUCCACGCUGUGUGCUUUCUCAUCCUCGCAGAGAACAUCCCUGGAGAAGCUCAGAUCUCCAGUUCGAAUCGCGACGUCUCUGUGCCCUGUCGUUACGCCGUUGCACGCCCCAGCCUUACAUUACUACUCUCAUUAUUAAAUCGGGUACUUGCCUCGUAUCUCUCAACCAACUCCUCUCCUCUGUCCAUGGCAUCGUCCUCCCUCUUCCACUCACACUAUACCACUUCAAGCGAGGCCGAACGCACCCCCCGCUUCACUAGCCUCUAUAGCUCGGUCCUUGGCUCUCCAUUUCUGACUACCUCUGACCUUCCUCCCGAUGCCAACUACCCCAGCACGUCUGCCUCUAAUCGCGGUUCUCUUGGCACCCUCCUCAUACGCGCAGACGACGAACUUGAGCAGGUCGAUGGUGCAUUCGCCUCCGUCCCUCGAGCAUACACCGUGACACGCCCGCCGUCGCCCUCUCCCAGCUUCCAGACAGACACCUUCUCCAUAAUUAACUGGAAUCCGGAUACCUUGCCAAGUCCAUAUGGCACACCUGAUGAUAGCACACCACGCUGCAUUCCUUCGGGCGGGCGACGCACCAUAGCUGGAUACCAUUCUUCCUCCACUCCUCAUUUCCCCUCCUUCUCAGGCCCGUCUAGUCCGAGUCCUCUGAAGCCGUCAAGGAGCCUCACCCUGGGUAUCUUGCCUCGGCUCUGGGAUGCCCUGCGCGAAGGUUCCCCCGGGAAGAAAGGCAAGCGGCGCCCGGGCUUGCCGCCUACGUCGUCUUGGGCGACCGCAUUUAUAGACGAAGACGGUCAGGAGAUCAUCGACUGGCUCAACAUGCCUCCCUUGGAUGGCGAGGAAGGCGAGCUCAUUGACGAUGAGGCCUGUUACAUUGAUGCCACUCGCGUCACGGGCACCGAUAUUAUUAGCCAUCUACCUACGGAGAUUGCGCUCUACGUACUGUCUUUCCUCGACUUACCUGCCGUUCUGUCCUGUCUGCGUGUAUCGAGGACGUGGAAUUGCUUAUCGCAGGACAAUUCGGUAUGGCGCUCAUUGUUUGAACAACGUCGUGUGGAUGGGUGGGCUGUUGACUUGAAGCGUGCACGACACGCACCCUCCACGUCAAGUGGAUCAUUGACAGCGUCAGGAACUUUGGUACCAGCGCCACUUGAGGUCGAUUGGAGCAAAAUCUAUUGGACCAGGACCGAGCUUGAUCGACGGUGGUCUGGCGGGGUGAGGACAGGGAUAAUUGCAGAGCCGAAUCCGGACCAGCCCCUGCCAGAGAGCAUCAAGGCCUUUGAGCCGAAACUGAGACGAAUGAGCGGGCACAUGGAUAGGUCUGUCUCAUUGCCUCCCCUCUUCAAACGUUUGAUUGACUAUAAAAUUACCAUGAUCAGUGUAUAUUGCCUGGAGUUCGAUUCAUCUCGGAUCAUCACUGGAUCGAGAGACCGUACGAUCAAGGUCUGGAGCCUGAAGACGGGAGAGUGUCUCGCCAGCUUCAAGGGUCACCGUGGGAGCGUGCUGUGUCUCAAGUUCGAUCAGGAUUGGGACCUCAACGACGAGGAUGGCGAUGGUGAGCAUCAAUAUAACGAGGAGACUGGCGAGAGGCCGUGGAAGUGGGGCUUCAUGGUGAGCGGCUCGAGCGAUUGUUCAAUAUGCGUGUGGGCAUUGGGCGCGCGCGAGCGAGAGGGUGCUGAGGCAGGAGAGGACAAGGAGGUGACCGCAGAGAUCACCACGAUUUUAAGGGGGCACAGCGGCGGAGUGCUGGACUUGCGAAUCGACUCGCGCUGGAUCGUCAGUUGUUCCAAAGAUGCGCUGAUCCGCGUAUGGGACCGCAAUAAUCUGCGGCUGCACUGCACGUUCCGAGGCCACGAGGGCCCGGUCAACGCGGUGGGCCUGCAGAACAACCAGGUAGUAAGUGCGAGUGGGGACGGCAAGAUGAUGCUGUGGGACAUCUUGUCCGGGGAAUGCGUGAGGACGUUCGAGGGGCACGAUCGGGGGCUGGCUUGCAUCGAGUUCAAGGACGACCUCAUUGUCUCGGGCUCAAACGACUGCAAGAUCAAGGUCUGGUCUGCGUCGACGGGCGCGUGCCUGCGCACGCUCGGCGGGCACGACCUGCUCGUGCGUGCGCUGGCAUUCGAUCCCCCCAGCGGCCGGCUUGUCAGUGCGAGCUAUGACAAGACGGUCAAGGUGUGGGACCUGCGCACCGGGAGGAUGGUGCGCGAGUUCCGCGGCUGCCACGUCAGCCAAAUUUUCGACGUCAAGUUUGACCACGGCCGCAUCGUCAGCACGUCGCACGACCAGCAGAUCGUCGUGCUGGACUUUUCUGAGGGGCUGGAUGUUUCGCUGUUUGUGUAG